AACGCCGCCUCCCGCCUCAGUGCACCUGCCUGCCGGGCUGUUCGAAGGAUCCUCCCGCUGGGGCUCCCUUCGCCGCUUCUCUUCAGCGGGCAGCGUCGUCGCCGUCGAUCCACCUGGGUCCCGCCAUGGAGGGGCUGCGGGGUGGCCUGAGCCUCGCCGGGCUCCUGUCGUUGCUGCUCGUCGCCUGCGUCAUGAAAGAGGCCAGCACACAAGUGUUGUGUGGAGUGCCUGCCAUGGGACGGAUCGUGGGCGGUUCUGAUGCUCGAAGUGGACAGUGGCCAUGGCAGGUCAACCUGAACUUCAAUCGUGAUCAUGCCUGUGGGGCAACCCUCAUUGCCCCCCAGUGGUUGGUUACAGCUGCACAUUGCUUCCCCAAGGCAAAUCCAAUCGAGAUGUAUGACGUGACACUGGGGUCCUUCCAGCUGAAAAACCCCUCCCCAGACAUCCAAGUGACGCUAGUAGAAGAGGUGAUUAAGCAUCCUGACUUCCAUGAAGAUGAAGGCUCUCAAGGGGACAUUGCCCUGGUGAAACUCAAAACCCCCAUUACAUAUUCUCGGACUGUUCGGCCGAUCUGCCUGCCUGCCUCUUCGGUCACCUUCCCGCAGGGCAUGACCUGCACCGUCACCGGCUGGGGGAAUGUUCUUGCAACUACGAGUCUUCCCUCACCCAUGACACUUCAACAACUCGAAGUGCCCAUCAUUGAUCUAGACACCUGCAAGUGCCUGUACAGAAGGAACCCAGAUCCUGAGGAGUCCCACACCCUCCACAAUGACAUGAUGUGUGCUGGCUUUGCGGAAGGCAAGAAGGAUGCCUGUCAGGGUGAUUCCGGAGGCCCCCUUUCCUGUUUUGUUGACAACUCCUGGUUCCUGGCUGGCGUGGUGAGCUGGGGAGACAACUGUGGGGCCGCCAAUAGACCUGGCGUUUACAUCCGCCUUCCUGUCUACGCCGACUGGAUUAAGGGAAAAGUCCCAGAAGUACAGCUUCAACAAGUGACAGUCCCUCCAAGGCCCACCCCCGAAGAGGCUUUGUGCUCCAAUUCUACAGGAGGGGGAGGCCCCUAUGACGACAUCCAGCCCUCCCCAGGCUGGAACCGGCCCCUUAGCCCGGACAAGAACCCUCCCAACAGUUCCGCUUCCAUAGCCUGCAUGGUUGGUCUACCACUUCUCCUCCUCCUCCUCCAGAGCUGCCUGUGGUAAUUUUUUACUCCCACCUCAAGUUGCGCAGGGAAUGUGGUUGUCUUCCUGUUUUUUAUCCUCCUGGGGAUGGUCUCACUAUUUCAUCGCCUGCUGUGCUUCAAGCUUUCUCUCUGCACCCAUGGGGUGCAGAGAACACAGCGGGAUUCCAUUAGGAAGCGGUACGAAGCCCAAACAGACUCCUGAGGUGGUCAUUGCGCGUGCCUCUUGUAAAUCCACCUGCGGUCUGGGUCUAGCAUGUGGUUUUUUAAAAAGUUCACACUUCACUCCUAUCCGUGGCUUUUACUCUCUAAUUCAUAAUUUCCGGGAGUAUCUUUUUUUUUGCCUCUUCCCCACUGGCCACGACUUGCUUGGCCUUUUAAAAAUCAUAGUUGGAUACAAAUCUGUAAUAAACCUUUUUUUUGCUACUGCGGACAUAAUUUCAUAAGUCAGUGGGAGCAUAGUCUCCUUUUUAGGCAAACUGUAUGACUAAUCUCUUUGUUGAGUAUCUGGCGCUCUUCUCCAAUUGCAUUCCUGGCAUACAUUUUGAAACGUGAUCGGUUUCAAGACAGGUUCCUCUCUCUGCCCAGUUCCUCCUUUCCUGCUCAUAAUGUGAAUGUGUAGCCUUCCUAACUGUUGCUGUGAAGGCAAGGUCCUCCACAAUAGUUGGGACAUUGUUCGAGGACCAAAGUUGAGCCCUUUGAAGAGAAUCAGUCAACCGAAUCCUUUCUUCCUUAGGAUUCAAUUGAGAUCGCGCUCGGGUAUCUUGCCCAACUGGACAGUUCAGAGAGCAGCACAAUGUACCCUAACGUAAUUUCUCCCUCUUAAAAGAUCCCUGUCUUGCCAAGUAUAUAAUGCCAUUAGUAACUUGGAUGAUGGGGGAUUUUCACAGGGUUAGCAGUUCUACUCUUAGGCUGUUAUGGUCUCAGCUUAUGAGGAAGAGGUCAAGGACACUGUUGGAUAAGUACAGUGCAGCCACCAAGCUCUGAAAAAGGCAUAUAUUCUAUAGGGCCCCUUCUACCCACGUUUGGUUUACUUGACCCUCAUUUUUCUCUCUUCCGGGCUCCCUCUCUGACUUGGUAUUUACCCACCCCUCCUUCUGGCUCACAGACUGAAUAAAAAAAAAGACUCAGCGGAGGUGCUGGGACUUUGAAACCAACCUGUUGCCUUUUGAUCUUUGGCUGGGUGAUUAGGCCCACUUCUGCUUGCAGCUAGCUUUGCGGUUUUGCCUGAUUUAAGCUGGAAUUGUGCAGGGGUGGAAACUUAGCCUCUGGAUGUUUCUGCUGUGUAAUUUAUGAAUCCCUCCAAGCUGGGGCGAAGGCUGAGAGCAGAGAUUCUGGGCUGUUCUUGUGUGUGGACACCUCAGUUCAGAGAUACCAUCGGGUGGUUUUCGUUCUGGGUUACCAAUUGUCAGCCUGACAGAUUUAUGGAGUAGUACGACUCCCGAUGUGAAGGAGAUGAAGGGGAUUGCUUUUUUCCCCAAGGAUGCUUGGACAGAAAUGCUGCCAGCAUGGACGCCAAAUAAAAAGGAGUGGGACUCCUUUGCGGGAACUUCAAUGAUGAUCAAAAUUGCCCUCUCAGGGGAGGGGGGGGAGGGUUGCAAUUGUAUUAGAUAAUUUAUGUUUGCACACACUUUAAAAAAAAGAGUAAUGUACACAUCAUCUUUUAAGGAAGGAUUGAAAUCAGUUGCUGCUUUUGAGAUGAAGGGUUUUAAUAAAGUAAAUGGUAAUUCUACACUAA
Molecule: messenger RNA, 2912 nt
Organism: Crotalus tigris (Tiger rattlesnake)
Lineage: Eukaryota; Metazoa; Chordata; Lepidosauria; Squamata; Viperidae
Gene: PRSS8
Product: serine protease 8
Exons: 6
Coding region: 126-1196 (356 amino acids)
Biological process (GO): proteolysis
Molecular function (GO): serine-type endopeptidase activity
Source: RefSeq, a predicted model, not a curated record